Molecule: messenger RNA, 1325 nt
Organism: Cololabis saira (Pacific saury)
Lineage: Eukaryota; Metazoa; Chordata; Actinopteri; Beloniformes; Belonidae
Product: elongin-B
Exons: 4
Coding region: 67-426 (119 amino acids)
Biological process (GO): transcription elongation by RNA polymerase II
Cellular component (GO): elongin complex; VCB complex
Molecular function (GO): protein binding
Source: RefSeq, a predicted model, not a curated record
UUACGCAACUUCCGCAAGCGGUGCAGUCAGGGCUGGCGUAACUGGCUAGCUAACUGAUCCCUUGAAAUGGACGUGUUCUUGAUGAUCCGGCGUCACAAGACGACAAUCUUCACAGACGCCAAGGAGUCCACUACUGUUUAUGAGCUGAAGCGUAUUGUCGAAGGAAUACUUAAAAGGCCACCUGAGGACCAGCGGCUCUACAAAGAUGAUCAGUUGCUAGAGGACAGCAAAACCCUGGGGGACUGCGGAUUCACCAACCAGACUGCCAGACCUCAAGCACCAGCUACGGUUGGUCUGGCCUUCCGUAUAAAUGAUGAGAUGUUUGAGCAGCUGCAAGUCGAGGCCUUCUCCAGCCCCCCAGAACUGCCUGAUGUGAUGAAGCCCCAGGACUCUGGUAGCACUGCCAAUGAGCAGGCGGUGCAGUGAUAGAAGGAAGUGGAGACAAGAAACAGAGGAGAGGAUGGGAGUGGUUAUGUGUGGAUAAACUGCAGUGAAGAAGUAGCAGGGUGGUGGAUAUGUAAAUUAGUUUCAUUUGAUCGAUGGAGACAUUUUAGGUAACCAAGCCUAUCCAUGUUACGUCACGCUAUCAUAUCAACCCCCCAGCCCAAAAAGAAAAGGAAAAAAAAAAAUCCCAACUCACUUCACCAUCUUUUUUAUUUUUUGUUCCCAAAAAACUCUGGUUUCCACUUCACAUGCAGUCCUGCUCCUUGAAUUUACUCUAAAGCACCAACAGGCUCAAACACCUGGGUCAAGAAGUUGGUUUGGAACGUAUGAGUGUGUCUAAGUGUGUGUAUUUGAGUUAUUAUAAUUAUUAACAUUAACAUUUUGGAAACGGAGGAGGCGUAGUUGUGUUUCGGUGCUCUAGAAGUAACAUGCAUGGCUCAGUGUUUGAUUUAGCGAACUGCAUGAACAAACAUCAGAACAAAAACUUUACUUUCACAAAAACAGACUGAUUUUCACAGUUCUUUUUGUUUAUACAUUUAUCAUUUGACUACAAACUUGGAUACACCUUCUUUUUCCUUUUUUUUUUUUUUUUUAUAAGUUUUUUUGUUUCUUCACUGUCUUACUUUUUAGUCCUUUGUCUUGUUUCAUGCACUGAGACCAAAGGCAGGUACUUCUUGGACAGCAGAAGGAUGUUUUUGGUCAGAUGACAUUUUGUCUGUGACAUACAUUAAACAGAAGAUUGUUUUCUUGUGGUAAACUUUCAUUUUGUAAAUGCACACAUCUAUUAUUGUGCCCCUUUCCACCCUACCCCCAGUCACACAAACAAAUAGCUUGUAACUGUGAGAUUGAAUAAUUAAAGUUUUUCCUAUUUUGUUUUUUAA